CCAGCGAAGGAAGCCUACACAGAGAUUGAAGAAAGAUAGGAGAAGAAUAAAUUGAUGAACAAAGCCCCACCUGGUUAUUUAUUAUCCGUCCCUUCCUCCCACCUUUCACACGCGGACAGCGAGGGGAAAGAAGAAAUAAAUAGCCCUUCACAUCUCUCGCUUGUCUCGUGACUCCAACAACGACCCCUUAAACCAAAUCAAAAAACCUUCUUUGCUGAUACUCUCCCUUUUCUUUUUCCUUCCCAAACCCGCAACCAUAAGCUUCUCGCUUUCACAUGACUUCUUCCCCUCUACGCCGCCUACGAUGCCAUCUCCUCUCCGCAACGGCGACCUCCGGUCCCCAGCCGUCGUCCACCACCGCCAGAUUCCAUUCCAAUCGACUGUUUCAGAGCAGAAGCUUCGCCGUCUCAACGCUCUUAUCCUCCUCCUCCGCUUUGCUGCAUUCUGCUUCUCACUUGCAGCCGCAAUAUUCAUGGCCUCCAACUCCUCUCGCUCCCAAGGCUCUCCUUCCUGGCUGCACUUCCCCAGUUUCCGCUUCGUCCUGGCAGCCAACUCGAUCGUUUCCAUCUACUGCCUCUUCGAGAUGUCUGCUUCUGUUUGGGAGAUCCUGAAGGGCGAAACCCUCCUUCCCGAGCCGGUGCAGCUCUGGUUCGAUUUCAGCCACGAUCAGGUGUUUGCGUAUAUGCUUCUUGCCGCUGAGGCGACGGGGACAGGGGUGGCAAGGGAUUUGCAUGGCCAUGGCUCUUGCGACGCCGCCGGUGCCUUCUGCGUGCAGGCUUACAUCUCCGUCGCGCUUGGUUUUGGAGGUUUUGCAUUCCUCGCGCUCUCUGCCCUUCUUUCCGGCUUCCGAGUCGCCUGCUUCGUCAUCACUGGCUCUCGUUUCCAUCUCUAAAUCGAAGAACUCCAUCGAAAAGGCAAACCUUUAUCUAUCUCUACUUUUCGAGCACGCUCUCCUCCUUCCUCUGUCUACCGAGCUGAGGAGAGCGUGUUCCUCGAAAAGCGUCUUUCUUCAUUUUUUUAUUUUCCUUUUUGGUUCUCGGAGAGACCUUUUGUUUGUGACACUAUGUAAACUAGGAGCUUGUCUGAUCUUUCAAUAUGAUACUAAGGUUGCAUAAACUGUUUUUUUCUUUCUCGGCUACAAAUUUGAAGAUAAAACGAUAUGUAAAUUGCUCUAAAUUGUACUGAAGUGAAUCUUUUGAUUUGGUA
This is a messenger RNA of Dendrobium catenatum, 1206 nucleotides long. RefSeq names its product CASP-like protein 4C1. The record is from RefSeq and is a predicted model, not a curated record. Bases 305 to 892 code for a protein of 195 amino acids. The transcript is spliced from 2 exons. NCBI's taxonomy places the organism in Eukaryota, Viridiplantae, Streptophyta, Magnoliopsida, Asparagales, Orchidaceae.